Molecule: messenger RNA, 2397 nt
Organism: Fusarium keratoplasticum
Lineage: Eukaryota; Fungi; Ascomycota; Sordariomycetes; Hypocreales; Nectriaceae
Product: Pyruvate, water dikinase
Exons: 1
Coding region: 1-2397 (798 amino acids)
Biological process (GO): pyruvate metabolic process; phosphorylation
Molecular function (GO): pyruvate, water dikinase activity; ATP binding
Source: RefSeq, a predicted model, not a curated record
AUGAAUGACAUCGAGACUGAAGGACCACUGGUCCGUAACUUUGAGGACCUGUCGCGCAGCGAUGGUCCCCUCGUUGGCGGCAAGAAUUCUUCUCUGGGCGAGAUGAUCACGGCUCUAAGCACCGAGGGCAUCGCGGUGCCUCCCGGAUUUGCCACAACGUCCAUCGCAUACUGGCACUUUGUGGACGCCAACUGCAUCCGGGGAAAGAUAGAUGCCCUCAUGGCCCAGUGGCAGGAUGGUUCCAUCACCCUGGCCGAGGCGGGCCACGCCAUACGCAGUCUGUUCCUCCGUCACAGCGGCUGGCCAGCAGACACUUCCCACGCCAUCAAAGCCAGCUAUCGCGAACUGUGUGCAAAGUUCGGUGUCAAGAGCCUCAGCGUUGCUGUGCGAUCCAGCGCCACGGCCGAGGACCUCCCAGACGCAAGCUUUGCCGGCCAGCAGGAAACAUUUCUCGAUGUCUCUGGCGAGCGAGCCCUCCUAGAUGCCUGCCGACGCUGCUACGCGUCUCUCUUCACCGAUCGGGCCAUUAGCUACCGCCAGGCCAAGGGGUUCGACCACACGACCAAUGCCCUCUCGGUCGGCGUCCAAGCCAUGGUGCGCUCCGACCUGGGUGGCUCGGGUGUCAUGUUCUCCAUUGACACCGAGAGUGGCUUCGACAAGGUGGUGCUCAUCAACGCCGCCUGGGGCCUCGGGGAGAAUGUGGUCCAGGGCACCGUCAACCCAGACGAGUAUCAGGUCUUCAAGCCACUGCUCUCCCACGCCGGCUUAUCUCCGAUCCUAUCCAAGAGGUGCGGCGAUAAGGAGGUCAAGAUGAUCUACGGCGACGGCCAUCGCGGCACACGCAACGUGCCCACCUCUAAGGCGGAGAGGGCCGCCUACGUCCUCAGCGAUGGCGAGAUCCUCCAGCUGGCACGCUGGGGAUGCACCAUCGAGAAGCACUACGGAUGUCCCAUGGACAUGGAGUGGGCUAAGGACGGUAUCACGGGCCAGCUGUUCAUUGUCCAGGCCCGGCCCGAGACGGUGCACUCGCGACGUGAUGCUGCCGUCUUCAAAACCUACUCGGUUAGCAACAAGGGCCGAGUCCUUGUCUCGGGCCUCGCCAUCGGCGACAAAGCCAUCUCUGGGCGACUGUGCCUGUUACAGUCGGCCAAGGAUAUCGACCAGUUCGUCGACGACUCCAUCCUGGUGACCGAGGCCACGGAUCCGGACUGGGUGCCCAUCAUGAAGCGUGCCGCUGCCAUCAUCACCGACCACGGCGGCCGCACCUCGCACGCCGCCAUUGUCAGCCGCGAGUUGGGCGUCCCGGCCAUAGUUGGCACCGGAAAUGCCACUUACGUGCUGCACACGGGUCAGGACGUGACGGCCUCGUGCGCCGAGGGAGACACAGGCUUCGUGUACGAGGGCAUCUCGAACAUUGUCACGCAGACGGUCGACCUGGCCGGCCUGCCCGAGGUGCGCACCAAGAUCAUGCUCAACCUCGCCAACCCGGGCGCUGCGUACCGCUGGUGGCGUCUCCCAACCGACGGCAUCGGCCUCGCUCGUAUGGAGUUUGUCGUGAGCAAUGCCAUCCAGGUGCAUCCCAUGGCUCUGGUCCACUUCGACCAGCUCAGAGACGAGCAGGCUCAGCAAGAGAUCCUUCGACUCACAUCCGGCUAUGAUACCAAGCCCGAUUACUUUGUCGACAAGUUAUCGCGUGGUCUCGCAGCUCUCUGCGCCACCGUCUACCCCAAGCCCGCCAUCAUACGCAUGAGCGACUUCAAGACCAACGAGUAUGCCGGGCUCAUCGGCGGCGCCCAGUUCGAGCUGAAGGAGGACAACCCCAUGAUAGGCUUCCGCGGCGCCUCGCGCUACUACUCGCCGCUAUACAAGGAAGGCUUCGCACUGGAGUGCCGCGCCAUCAAGAGAGUCCGCGAGGAGAUGGGUCUGACCAAUGCCAUCGUUAUGAUUCCCUUCUGUCGGACUGUCGCCGAGGCCAAGAAGGUCCUGCAAGUCAUGGCAGAGAAUGGGCUGCGGCGAGGGGAGAACGGCUUGCAGGUCUAUGUCAUGUGUGAGAUACCCUCCAACGUCAUCCUGGCCUCGAGCUUCACCGAGCACUUUGACGGCUUCUCCAUCGGCUCCAACGACCUGACACAGUUGACGCUCGGCGUCGACCGCGACUCUAGCGAACUGGCCGACUUAUUUGAUGAACAGGACGAGGCCGUCAAGUGGAUGAUUGCCCGCGUCAUCUCGGUCGCCCGUGAGAAGGGCUGCAAGAUUGGCCUCUGCGGCCAGGCGCCGAGCGAUCAUCCCGAGUUUGCAAAGUUCCUGGUUGACGCGGGCAUUGAUUCCAUCUCAGUAAGUCCUGACAGCUUCGUCGCUGUCAAGAGACACGCGGUGGCGGCCGAGAGGCCCGAGUGA